GAGAGUUUGGUUGUUGUAGUUCUCCAGUGAAACCAAGAGGCGUGCACAUUAUAUUAUUUUACCGAUGUAGUGUAAGGUAAGCAUAGCUCAAGGUAUUGACGGAUGGUUAACUUCUUCGCGGUCUGAAGCAAAAACUUGGAGGGGAAGCAACUUUCAGCACAGAGAAGGAAAAAAACAAAACACUAGAGGACAGCUCAAAAAAAAAUCUACAGCACACAGCCAUGAAGGACAAAGUGAGGAGAGGGGGAGGAAGACAUCAGGCCAAGACUGAUGCCAUCGGCCUGACUGGUGGAAAGGAUGCCGUUGGUAUGAAGCAAGAUGAGGACACAUCAUUCCCUGUAAAGAUCCAGGGGGCAGGAGUAGAGCCAUUUGAGCUGCAGGUCCAUGGAUUUUGGCUUGUUCAGGAUGCAGUAAUGAAUCUGCUUUCAAGGGAGGAAGUGUGCCCACGUUCCAACUUGUCACUGGCAUUUGCUGGCACGACUCUGGACCCCCUGGCAGAACUACAAAGCCUCAAAGGUCUUAAACCAGGGGCCAUCCUCCGCCUGGUGGAAGAACCCUACACUGCCCGCUCAGCCCGGCUCCAUCUGGCUCGUGUGCUGGAGCUGCUGAGAGCAUCUGGACCUCAGGAUGCACUGAGAGAAGGACGCUCACCAAGCAUCCUGGAGACACUCACACAUACACAAACACCAGACCCUAGCUCACCCAAUGGAAAGAGCCUGAAACGCUCUUUAAGCAACACGAAAACAGAAGCAACCAACCAGGAUGGAGGUCCUCCUGAGUACCUCCUCCCUGGUUCCUCAGAGAGGCCACUCUCUGCCGUGCUACCACAGAGCUCCCAACCUGAGACGCCCAGCUACUUGAAGGACUUGUCUCUCAGCUGCUGGAACCCUCCACCAGGACACAGAAAGCUGCAGGGUGACUUCUUGUACAUCACUGUGGUGACAGUGGAGGGACGACGGUUUAACAUCACAUCCUGUCCAAAAGGUUUCUUUCUCAAUAGGUCUACAGAAGAUGUGUUUGAUCCUCGUCCUGCACAGUCUUCCCCAGUUUGUCACAGUUUCACUGACGUACUCUGCCACAUCAGUCCUGCCUUCAAACAAACUUUUAGCAGACUCAAAAACAGAACUCUGUUACCUCCAGUAGAAGUGCUGCCCACUCCUUACCACACACUAAGCUGGCUCGGGCCUCCCUGUGCGUCUCGCACUCACAAAAAAACCUUCAGCAGACUGGGAGUGGAUGAGCAGCCGGAGACACAGGCUCCAGACUGGAAUGAGGAGUUGCAAGCAGCCAGAGAUCUUCCACUUGGCAGUCUGGAGGAGAGGCUGCAGAGAGACAGGGCUCUGCUCCAGGUAAACAGUGCAUUUGUCAAGGCUGUGUCGCAGGGGGCUGAGACUGUUGUAGACGGCUUUGUUGAGCCAGUGAAUGGAACACCUGAAGACCCAGCUUUCCUGUGGGGUGGACUGUUCAUGAGCCAGGGGGCAGCAAGUGCAGUGUUUGGUGGGGAAAGGGGUCGCAGGGCUGCUCAGAGGCUGGAGCUUAAAGGAGUACAGGCCUACAGUAACAUCGAGGGGCUACAGGGGCUGCACACUCUACCUACAGCCAUUGUAGACUACAGAGGAGUGCGCCUGUCUGCUCAGGGUCUGGCCCCAGGCUUGGAAGGCUCAGAGCAGGACCAGGGAACUGCUCCUGCCUCAAGAGGCUUGAUGUACGGGGUAAAUGCAGGACCUCAAGAAUCCCCCCAUCGCAGACGACUACUAGAACUCUUGGCUCAAGCUGCCAAGUCUCUUUGUCUCCAGAGACAUGUUGUUGUGACGUCCAACAGUCACCAGGUACCACUGUUCACCUCAGUGGAUGCUCAGGGACUGCUGGGGGCUGAUGGGAGGUUCUACAUACUGGAUGUGUUCAGGACCUUCCCAGCUGAUGCCAACUUCUGUCCAGAGGGGGAGACAGAAAGUCAGUCAGUCACCGGAGAAGAGGAGAGUAAUAAAAGCUGUGAGGAGGACGAGGAGAAGAAGGGCUGUGUAAAAGAAGGCUGGCCAGAGAAUUAUCACUCAGACUCUGGGCUGCCAAAGAGUUUUGUUCAUGGACUUUGUAGACUGAAGCCAGAGCUGGUUCUGGCCUUUAUCCAGCACAAACACUGCCAGUUCACUCAGCGUGUCAGGGAGAUGUUGGACGAGAAUGGAGGCUUUGAAGAAUGUGCAACAGCUGGUGACUCUCGAGCCACUGAGGCCGUACGAGCUGCCUGUAAAGAAGUGGGCUCAGUUAGCAACAUCAUCUUUGAGAUGCGCUUCAACUCAAGCGUCUUCUCUCCAGGAGUGUCCUUCCCUCCUGGUGAAAGUAAGUCAACAAAGCUGCAGGAGAGGUUACUGAGGGAAGCUGCAGCUUUCAUCAUCACACACCAGAUACCAGCCUUUGUGGAGUAUUGUCUACAAAGCAACGAGGCAGCAAUGGAUGGAGCUUCUUUAAAACAGGGGCUACACCAGAGAGGCAUUAACCUCCGGUAUCUGGGCCAUGUGAUUAAGGCCAUCAGCCAGUCAGAACACAAGGAGCGCCUGAGGCAUAUAAUGAGACUGGUCAUAGGAGAAAUUUUCAUCCGCUCAACAAGACGAGUGUUCAACAGUUUCCUCCAGGGUGUGGAUGUGCCAAGUCUCUCUGCAGCUGUCAGUCACUUCCUCUGCUGCCUUUUGGUUCCCCACUUCACGCCCACGCCUGUGGGAGAGGACACUAAAAAGAAGUCAAGGCGGCGUGGCCGAGGGGCAGGGGCCUCUGAAAGCACGCCCUGGAGCACGCUCACAGGGGCUGAGCUGUGGAACCUGGUCUGCCAGGAUGCUGUUGAAACAUAUGACAUCUCUGACAGCCUCGGCUCCGGUCCGAGCCACCUGGUGGACCGCUAUGGCCUUCAGAAGCUCUCUUUACUUAGAGAGUUCUGUCUGAAGACUGGAGUGCAGUUGAGACUGAGAGACUACUUCCUCGACAACCAAAAUAAAGCUCCCAUUGGUCCAGACGACGUCCUCAACAUCUUCCCCAUCGUCAAGCACGUUCACAUGCCAACUGUGGAUGCUUCUACAGCACACCGUGCUGCACAGACCUCCAUUCAGAAAGGCCUGCUGGAUCAGGCCCAUGAGCACCUGAAAGAAGCAUCUUACCUGUUUGGUCGAGUGUGCGAUGACCUACACCCUGAGGCCUGUUACUGCCACAGCAUGUUAGCCAAGGUGGCCUUCAUGCAGGGGAAGGCAGCUGAGGCUCGCAGUGUGCAGCUGAAAGCAGUGGUCAUCAGUGAGAGAGUGCUCGGCUUUGACCAUCCAAACACCAUCCAGCAAUAUGCCCUCUUGGGUGUGUAUGUGUUUGCUGGUGGGGAGACUGCCCUGGCCCAGAAGUGUCUCCUCAGAGCUCGUCUGCUAGCGUUAACCAUCCACGGAGAGGACCAUCCCUACAUCGCAACACUGGAUAGCUGUCUUGGGUUGGUGCUAACAGGAGAUCAGGCAGGGCAGUACUUAAACAACGCCCUCAGACUCAACACUUCCUUCUUCGGCCCCACAAAUGUGCACACUGCAUUUAAUCAGCACCUGUUGGCCCAGUGGAUGUGUAGCAAGGGUGACUACCGAAGUGCUAUGACCCACGAGAAAGAGGCCCUCACUGCUUUUACCUCCUUGUUUGGAGUGGAUCACUCUCAGACAUGCUACAGCAAAGAGUUUCUGUGCACCAUAACCAAGCAAGCGGUGAAGGUGGAACGCUCUCUCAGACAGGCAGGAGCUGACUGCAUGGAGCAAUCAGUGGAGUGUCUAACUCCCACAACUGACACUUUGCUGGAGCAAAUGGUUCUGGUGACAGGGAUCAGGAGGAUUACAAAAAGUGACAGGUUUCAGGAGUACAAGAAGAAACACAUGGAACUAAAGGCAGCUGUGGCAAAAGAACUGGGAUUCAAUCUACCCAACGAGCCUGUCGUCUCAGAGACUGUGGACGGGGGAGAGAAAAGCUCAGAUCUAGAAACAGGAUGCGGGAAGGAAGCUGAGGCCGGAGGAAGCCCUGCAGUGGAGAAUACCAGCGAGGGCACACAGGAGCAGCCAGUGGAAGAGACCUUGGUGGAGGGGGCCGCCGUAGUUUCAGCUAACGGUCAUGUGGUGGAGACAGCCGAACAGAACCAGCACGAGGAGAAAACAGACCGUGAGAACGGUGACAGAGCAGCUUCAGAUACUGAGGUCAAGAUAGUGAAUGGGGAGUCAGAGGUCGGGGCUACAGGAGAGAAAACCGAGACUAGCACAGCCAAUGGGGAGAUAAAAUCUGAUGCAACAGCAGAUGGGAGGAAGUCAGGGUCAGAUAAGGUUAAUGGUGAAAUAAAUGGAGCAUUUGACAUCAACGCUAGCCCAACAGUCCUGAAGAGUAAGGGAACCUGGGCAGAUGUUGUUUCAAAAUCUGCUGUAGUCAAUGGAAAUAAAGACACAGCAGUCAAUGGAGUGGCAGAUAAUGUUGCUGCUAAUGGAGUAGCCGAGGAGUGAAAACAUAUCAAACUGAAAAACUGUUUUGUAGCCAACUUUUUCUGAGUCACUGCUGUAAGAUUGAACUCUCUCAGGAUCUUAGAUGUAAUUUGAUCCAAUGAACGUGAAGAAAUAACAGAGGGUCAGAUGAUGAGUAUUACUUUGUGUUGGAGAUGUUGUUGCUGAUGCUGGGAGAGGGCUGUAACUGUAGAGUGCUAUUUUCUUUUUUUCCUACAAUAAACUUUUUACUCUGGUUUA
This is a messenger RNA of Dicentrarchus labrax (European seabass), 4733 nucleotides long. Its product is annotated as clustered mitochondria protein homolog. Gene Ontology annotation, biological process: intracellular distribution of mitochondria. NCBI's taxonomy places the organism in Eukaryota, Metazoa, Chordata, Actinopteri, Moronidae. Gene Ontology annotation, cellular component: cytoplasm. The record is from RefSeq and is a predicted model, not a curated record. The coding region runs from base 222 to 4496 and encodes 1424 amino acids. The transcript is spliced from 29 exons. Gene Ontology annotation, molecular function: mRNA binding; protein binding.